This is a messenger RNA of Penicillium coprophilum, 336 nucleotides long. RefSeq lists its product as uncharacterized. The record is from RefSeq and is a predicted model, not a curated record. NCBI's taxonomy places the organism in Eukaryota, Fungi, Ascomycota, Eurotiomycetes, Eurotiales, Aspergillaceae. Bases 1 to 336 code for a protein of 111 amino acids. The transcript has a single exon.
AUGUUUGCUGCUCUGCGCACAGUCGAUACCUGCUUCACCAUUACCAUGGCAGAGGACUGUCGCGAUUGUAAGAUCAGUCACAAAGAUUUUGACCCCGAUUGCAUCUUCCAGGAGCUUAUCACGCCCACAAAUCAGCUGUCCAAGUUAUUCAAAACCGAUCUCACACCUCACCAAGAAGCGGUAUGUGAGGACCAUAUUCUUCACUCCCUCGCAUGGAUGGUAUAUGGCUCGAAUAUGAUCGAGGAAGCCGGUAGUAGCUCAGGCAUCACCCUCAAAGUCUGUCUCGCGAUCUUCCGUGGCCAAGAAAUUUCCGAGGAGAUCGAAGAGCAAGACUAA